Molecule: messenger RNA, 3281 nt
Organism: Epinephelus moara (kelp grouper)
Lineage: Eukaryota; Metazoa; Chordata; Actinopteri; Perciformes; Serranidae
Gene: psmd1
Product: proteasome 26S subunit, non-ATPase 1
Exons: 25
Coding region: 177-3062 (961 amino acids)
Biological process (GO): regulation of protein catabolic process; proteasome-mediated ubiquitin-dependent protein catabolic process
Cellular component (GO): nucleus; proteasome complex; proteasome storage granule
Molecular function (GO): enzyme regulator activity
Source: RefSeq, a predicted model, not a curated record
AGAAGGGGACUUGCGGCAUUGGACAAAAAGAAGGUAGCAGCGGCUACGUUUGGUUCCACAGUUUUGCAUUUUUAGAUACUACAAAUCUUUCCUGUUCAUUAUAUCCCCGAAAAACCGCACGGAAUUCUACCGUCAAACCAGCAUCGAGGGGCUGAGGAGGGAAUAAAGAGCCAAUCAUGAUAACAUCAGCCGCUGGAAUUAUUUCACUCCUUGAUGAGGAGGAGCCACAGCUCAAGGAGUUUGCUCUGCACAAGCUAGAUGCCAUUGUGAAUGACUUCUGGGCAGAGAUUUCGGGAUCAGUAGAUAAAAUUGAGGUCCUGUAUGAGGAUGAGACGUUUAGGAGCAGAGCCUUUGCUGCCCUGGUGGCCUCUAAGGUUUUCUACCACCUCGGAGCCUUUGAGGAAUCGCUGAACUACGCUCUUGGUGCUGGAGAUCUCUUCAAUGUCACAGAUGACUCUGAAUAUGUGGAGACCAUCAUUGCCAAAUGCAUCGACCACUACACCAAGCUGCGGGUGGAGAAUGCCGAGCUGCCAGAGGAAGAGGAGAAGAAAAGCAUCGACCCCCGCCUUGAGGGCAUUGUCAACAAGAUGUUCCUGCGUUGCCUAGACGACCACAAGUACAAGCAGGCCAUUGGCAUCGCCCUGGAGACCAGACGACUUGACAUGUUUGAGAAAACCAUCUUAGAAUCGAAUGAUGUGAGUGGCCUCCUUGCCUACAGCCUGAAGGUCUGCAUGUCCUUGAUGCAGAACAAGAAGUUCCGCAAUGAGGUGUUGAGGGUGCUGGUCAAGCUCUAUAUGAACUUGGAGAAGCCUGAUUUCAUCAAUGUCUGUCAGUGCCUGAUAUUCCUAGAUGACCCGCAAGCUGUGAGUGACAUCCUGGAGAAGCUGGUGAAGGAGGACAACCUGCUGAUGGCCUAUCAGAUCUGCUUUGAUCUGUAUGAGAGCGCCAGCCAGCAGUUCCUCUCCUCUGUCAUCCAGAACCUGCGUACCGUUGGAACACCUAUCCCUGCAGUCCCUGGCUCUACAAACACAGGCACUGUGCCCACACCAGACAAAGACAGUGAUGCAAUGGAAACAGAUGACAAGGCGGGAAGCUCUCCCGCUGGAAAGCUGGCAGAAACGAAAGACGAGCCCAAAGACCAGAACGCCAAGAUGAUCAAAAUCCUUAGCGGGGAGAUGGCCAUCGAGCUGCACUUGCAGUUCCUAAUCCGAAAUAACAACACAGAUUUAAUGAUCCUCAAAAACACAAAGGAUGCAGUCCGAAAUUCGGUGUGCCACACAGCCACAGUAAUAGCCAACUCUUUCAUGCACACGGGGACCACAAGUGACCAGUUCCUCAGAGAAAACUUGGAGUGGCUUGCAAGAGCUACCAACUGGGCAAAGUUCACAGCCACAGCAAGUCUGGGUGUCAUCCACAAGGGUCAUGAGAAGGAGGCUCUCCAGUUAAUGGCCACCUACUUGCCCAAAGACACUUCCCCUGGCUCGGCCUACCAGGAGGGAGGAGGCUUGUACGCUCUGGGACUCAUUCAUGCCAACCAUGGCGGGGACAUCAUCGACUACCUGCUCAGUCAACUCAAGAAUGCCAGCAAUGAUAUUGUUCGUCAUGGUGGUGCUCUUGGCCUUGGUUUAGCUGCAUUGGGCACAGCCAGACAGGAUGUUUACGACCUCCUGAAAUCCAACCUGUACCAGGAUGAUGCUGUUACUGGUGAAGCUGCGGGCCUGGCCCUGGGUCUGGUCAUGCUGGGCUCCAAGUCGGCCCAGGCCAUUGAGGACAUGGUAGGCUAUGCUCAGGAGACCCAGCACGAGAAGAUCUUGCGUGGUCUGGCUGUGGGAAUUGCCCUGGUCAUGUACGGACGCAUGGAGGAGGCUGAUGCCCUCAUUGAAAGCCUCUGCAGAGACAAGGAUCCCAUCCUGCGGCGCUCUGGUAUGUACACAGUGGGCAUGGCCUACUGCGGCUCCGGGAACAACAAGGCCAUCCGACGCCUGCUACAUGUCGCUGUAAGUGACGUGAAUGAUGACGUGAGAAGGGCCGCUGUCGAGUCCAUUGGCUUCAUCUUGUUCAGGACCCCUGAGCAGUGUCCCAGUGUGGUGUCUCUCUUGUCAGAGAGCUACAACCCUCAUGUGCGUUGUGGGGCUGCCAUGGCCCUGGGCAUCUGUUGUGCUGGGACAGGCAACAAGGAGGCCAUCAAUCUGCUUGAGCCCAUGACCAAUGACCCAGUAAAUUAUGUGAGACAGGGUGCCCUCAUUGCCUCUGCCCUCAUCAUGAUCCAGCAGACUGAAGUCACCUGUCCCAAGGUGAACCAGUUCAGGCAGCUUUAUGCAAAGGUGAUCAACGACAAGCAUGAUGAUGUCAUGGCUAAAUUCGGAGCCAUCCUUGCCCAGGGAAUCCUCGAUGCAGGUGGACGUAACGUGACCAUCUCUCUGCAGUCCAGGACGGGUCACACUCACAUGCCAUCAUUGGUCGGCCUGCUGGUCUUCACCCAGUUCUGGUUCUGGUUCCCCCUCUCCCACUUCCUCUCACUGGCCUUCACACCUACCGCUAUAAUUGGCCUCAACAAGGACCUCAAGAUGCCCAAGGUGCAGUAUCGCUCCAACUGUAAGCCCUCCACCUUUGCCUACCCACCCGCUCUGGAGGUUCCCAAGGAGAAAGAAAAGGAGAAGGUAUCCACCGCCGUUCUCUCCAUCACAGCCAAAGCCAAGAAGAAGGAGAAGGAAAAGAAAGAGAAGGAGGAGGAGAAGAUGGAAGUGGAGGUCCAGGAGGGUGAGAAGGAGAAGAAGGAUGAAGAGAAGGAGAAAGAGAAGAAGAAAGAGGCAGAGCCAAACUUCCAGCUCCUGGAGAACCCGGCCAGAGUGAUGCCGGCUCAGCUCAAAGUCCUCAACAUGCCCGAGACCUGCCGCUACCAGCCCUUCAAACCGCUCCAUACAGGCGGGAUCAUCAUCAUGAAAGACACCAGCGAGGAGGAGGAGGAGCUGGUGGAGCCAGUCUCAGCUCACGGCCCCAAAAUCGAGGAGGAAGAGCAGGAACCAGAGCCGCCCGAGCCCUUCGAGUACAUUGACGAGUAGAGAUGCUCUCACAGCAAAGGCAUCAGAAGAAGUGAGAUCUCAGCAUGUUGGUCCAGCGUCUCCCCCCCACCCCCCAUCUAUACAUCCACCUCCCUGCUUCACUUCCUCUUUUACACGUUUCUUUCCUGCUCUGGCUCCUCAUUCGUCAGACAGGGAAUGUUUUACAUCCUCAAAUUGUAUAAUUUUCUGUCCGUACAAUAAAAAAUGAUAUAUAUUGGA